UUGUCUGAUUGUUUUGCUGUUUAAAACCCUGAGCAGCUCUAAGCCAGGCUGUGAGGUAGAGACAAAGAUGAUUUUCUUCCUACUGAUGCUUUGGCAGGGACCAGCGCUCGCCCCUGCAGUCAGCUCCCAGCCAGCUUCAAUAACUCCAACCCACAUCCACCAGGACGAGAAAAUGAGCAGCCUUUGCUCACCAGAAGUUGUAACUUUACAGAAAUUCUGAGGCUGCCCUGAUGAUUUCCAUUCCUCUCACCCCCAAAAUGCCUGUUGAUGGUGAUUUUUGAUUUUCCCUUAUUUAAGUAAGCUGGGAAUGAAGAGAUUGAAAGAUCUUGCACGUGGAAUCAGUCUUCUGAUUCACGUUCAGUAACCCGCAGCCCCGUUGCUGUUUCCUCCCGUUGGUAUUUGGGGACAUUCCCUGGUGCGGGAAGCGGGGCUGGGAUCCCAGCUUGGGGGUGGUGGUGGUUUUUCAUGCAAAAUGACACAUUUAUCUCCCCUCCCCAUGGCGAUGGGUCCCCCACCACUGGGCCCUGGCCAGCCCCUUGGCUGGAGCCACUUACUUUUAGGGACAGGCUGUACCCCACACCUAUGCCCCACACUACAGGCCCCUGAGCGUUGGGGCUCACCCCACGGCUGGGCGCCCAUUGAAACCCAGGGCUGGGCCACCCUCACCCCACCCUGCCCUCACCCCACUGCUGGGCCACAAGCACCCCAUGGUUGGGCGCCCAGCGCCCUGCAGCUGGGUCACUCUUGCCUCACGGCUGCCUUCACCCCACUCUGCUCUCACUCCCCAUGCUGCCUGCACCCCACAGCUGCCGGCACCCCCUCCCUGCCGGGACCCCCGACGGGACGGCCGCUGCCGGUGCCCCGCUGCUCCGCGCGGUCCCUGCGCCCGCCCGCCCCGUUCCACCAGCGCCCCCCUUCCCCGCCAAGCUGCGGUCUCCGCCACCGCCGCCCCCGGGGCUCCCCGCUGGGCUGGGGGGGGACGCGGCUUCCCCCGCGCACCGGCGGGUUGGGCUGUACCUGGAAAACCGAGCGCUGGGCGGGGAACGUCCUGUGCCCGCUCGGUGAAAGCUCAGCACGGGGCGGGGAAACAAAGAACCUUCGAAAUCCGGCUCCCGGUGACAGCCCCAGCUCUCGGAGGCACCGAGCCCAGCCGGGCGGGUGAGCGGCUCCGGAACAGACACAACCCUCCUUUAUAACCCCUCCCCGCUAAUUACAGGGAGUAAUUAGUGCUGCUUUGACUCGCCGCAGGGAGAGUCCUGGUGGGUCUGGGGGUGAUUCUUCAUCUCCGCGCACUUGCGGCUGGAACACGCUCGGCAUCACCCGCCUGCGCUGCCGGGAGCAGGUUUGGGCCGUGGGGAGCCCCGCGUGGGACCCCGAAACCAGCCCGGGAACAACAACCGACAGCACAGCUCCCGAAGGUGUCCUUCCUGGAGACAUCCCGACCCGAUCCAAGCAUCCCUAUCUCCCUGCUCCCCGGCAGCUCCGUGUCCUGCUGGUUAACCACUUCAUUCCCCAUCUAUCCAUACGGAAGCUCCACUGAGUCUGCCGCGGGGCACCUUUGCUCUUAAAAGGUCCCACGUCUUGCGUGGAGGAGCAGUGCUGGCAGCAGGAGAUCCCCAUGGCUCACAGCCGGCUGCCCAACGACUCCUGGCAGAACAGCUCAGCCCCUCUCUUCACCGGCCUGGACCUCCUCCUGGAGCUGAAGCCGCUCUUCAUCCCGCUCUACGCCACGCUGGUGGUGGUGGCGUGCACAGGGAACCUCUUCCUCAUCCUCCUCAUUGCCCUCACCAAGAAGCUGCACUGCACCACCAAUUUCCUCAUCGGGAACCUGGCGGUGGCCGACUUCAUCAUGUGCCUGGCCUGCGUCCCCCUCACUGUCUCCUACGCCUUUGAGGCGCGGGGCUGGCUCUUUGGGAUGUUCAUGUGCUACUUCGUCACCCUGAUGCAGGCUGCCACCGUCUUCGUGUCGGUGCUGUCCCUCACGGCCAUCGCCAUCGACCGGUACGUGGUGGUGGCGUACCCCAUCCGCAGGAGGAUCAGCCGCAGGUCCUGUGUCUGCCUCGUGGCCUGCAUCUGGUUACUCUCCAUCGUGGCCUCCAUUCCCACCUCGCUGCACACCCACUACUUGGAUCUCAACACCAUUGGCCAUGACAUGAUCAUCUGUGAAGAGUUCUGGAAGCACGAAGAGAGAGCGCGGCUGCUGUAUUCGUGUUUGAUGCUCCUCCUGUCCUACGUGCUCCCACUCUUGGCGGUAUCAGUCUCCUUCUGUGCCAUCACCUACCACUUACGAAGGAGGAACGUCCCGGGCGCUGCCUACCCCUGCCAGGACAAAUGGACCAAAACAAAGCAGAAGACCUUCCGGGUGCUCACCAUCUCCGUGGUGUGCUUUGCUGUCUGCUGGCUGCCCCUCCAAGUGGUGAACUUCAUCAGAGACAUCGACGAGGAGUUCACCAUCCUGGACAAGAGGUACGUCAACGUCAUCCAGGUCUCCUGCCACCUGAUUGCCAUGAGCUCUGCCUGCUACAACCCUUUUAUCUACGCCUCCCUCCACGACAAGUUCUGGUUCCACCUCAGCAGCUACUUCUACCGCAAGAAGAAGAGCUCCAGCAUGAUGUCCUGCAAGGCUUCUCGGUUCAAUACCUGCUCCACACUGGCAGAUGCUCCUACUGGGGUGUCGGAUAAGAUCGCUUUGCAAACCAGACUAUCUUAACUGAAGACCCUCAGGAGCUCAGUUUUGCUUUUGGACCUGUGUACACUGUGCUUUUGACUGGACAUACGAGCAGGCUGCUGGUUGUGGUGGCAUGUUGCUGCUCCCAGAAGAGAUCUCUUGUGCCGGGCAAGGGCACAAGGGAAGGCAUCAUAGACUUUGUGGUGGAGCUGCAAUUAGGAGCAGCUCAAGGAUGUUUUGUUGUUUGGGAACACAUAUCGGUGCAGCAGCAAACACCCCAACCAGGCAAAGGCAGAGUAAUUCCAGAGCAAUUCGGAGCAGGAUGUACCUGCCAGCCCAUGGAGACAUGCUGGGGCAGCAGAAGCUGUUUUCACCUGACCCAGACAGCAGGAAAGACCCGAGUGUCAAUGAAACAGCAGUUGCUUGGUUCAUUGCAGCAGAACAAUGGGAUAAGCAAGUUUCCUAUGUGGCUUUUACAGCCCUUUUCCCAUCUCCUGGCUUGGGAUGGGGCACAAACCCUUGAUCUCAGCCGUGUCUGGGAUGGGGGACACACCCUGGAUCCCAGCUCCUGGCCGGAUGGGGCACAUGCUCUGGAUCCCAGGUCCUGGCUGGGAUGGGGCACACACCCUGGAUCCCAGCUCCUGGUUGGGAUGGGGCACUCACCCUGGAUCCCAGCUCCUGGUUGGGAUGUGGCACUCACCCUGGAUCCCAGCUCCUGGUUGGGAUGGGGCACUCACCCUGGAUCCCAGCUCUUGGAUGGGGCUGGGGCACAUAACCUGGAUCCCAGCUCAUGGCCGGGUACCACAUGCAGCCAGCACUGUAUCUGCAGCACAAAGACUUCUCCCUGUGGUUUUUAUUUGGAGGUGGGUCAGGUUCCGAGCGAGGCAAACACACAUGGGGUGCAUUUAAACACACUUUGGAGCACGUCCGUCUUCAUUCUGUGGGAUGAAGGUUGUUCCUAAGCAACGGGCAGCACUUUCUGCCUCUGGAAGAACACCGUCUCUCCUGGUAGCUGUUAAAUUGCUGCAUUUCUCCUUUGAAAUUGCAGCCUGUGGUGCAAGGACAAUGGACACUCAGAAAUGUGUGUUCUCCACCCGGAGCCGUGUGGGAGCAGUGCCUUGUUCUGCACGGGGACAGCUUUCAUAACAUGCUUGACCUCCUGAAGGGACCUCUGUGACCAGGUCCCCGCUCCUCCAGCCGCUACCGUGCAGCCAAAGUGGAUUUGUCACUGCUCUUCACAGCUGAGUAGGACUUAAAGGGAUGGGGCACCAGAAAGUGAUGGGUUUGCUGGAGAAGAUGCCUCAAUCUCCGCUCUCUAGGUAGUUUAAGAAUGUGUAUGUCCAUGUUUGAGCUCCUUGGGGGAACAUAGGGAUGCUGGGGAUAAGCUGCUCUAACCCACAGCUGCCCAUAAAGGUGGGUUUGCUUGUUGGAUGCUGCUUGGUGUCUCUAGGUACCUGGUGUAUCUGUGGCCCAUCAGCCAGGUCCAUGCAAGCAGCACGCUGAGAAGGCAGAGCCUCCAUGCAUCCAGAUGCCCAGGUUGGUGUUAACCUCUUGAUUUCCUGGGAGGAAGCCUUUGGGAACAACCCACAGGCACCAGCAUCACCACAAGCACCAAAUCGCAGGGUCACAACAGCUUCUGGCCACCCAAGGCCAUGCCUUUGCUUCACCAUCUGCUGCUGUGCUCUGUGGGGAUGAGCCAUGCCUCUCCUACUGCUCCUCCAGCCUGGGGUCAGGACUUUAAAGCCCCAAAGCAGUUUGUCCUCACUGUUGCAUGAAAGCUGUCCAUGGCAUUGGCCAUCACUUGUGCUUUCAGGGAUCAGCUUCGCAUCUUCCAGUGCUGGACCCUAACAGGAUCCCUAAUCUGCUCUUGUUAUGCCCAGGCAGGAGCUGCUGCCCAAUCGCCUUCCUGCUGAGACCUUACCAUGGUCCUGGCAGGACCAUAUUAUCUUCUGUGGUGCAACCAGCAGAGAUGGGGACCCCUCAAAUGCAAAGUGACUGGAUGCUUGUGUCCUUGGAGGUACCUGCGGAGCAGGGAACUGCUUCUUGCAGCUCUCUGCCUGCACACUGCUCGGGGUUGUGCUUGGGGUGAAGGCUGCAUUGCCUGACCUGGAGGUUCACUGCUUGUCCUUCCUUCUAAUAAAAGCUUAAAAAGCUCAGG
This is a messenger RNA of Strigops habroptila (Kakapo), 4826 nucleotides long. RefSeq names its product prolactin-releasing peptide receptor-like. Gene Ontology annotation, cellular component: neuron projection; plasma membrane. Gene Ontology annotation, molecular function: neuropeptide binding; neuropeptide Y receptor activity. The record is from RefSeq and is a predicted model, not a curated record. Bases 1619 to 2710 code for a protein of 363 amino acids. NCBI's taxonomy places the organism in Eukaryota, Metazoa, Chordata, Aves, Psittaciformes, Psittacidae. The transcript is spliced from 3 exons. Gene Ontology annotation, biological process: G protein-coupled receptor signaling pathway.